AUGUCGGCCCUCAACUGGAAGCCCUUCGUGUAUGGUGGACUGGCUUCCAUCACGGCCGAAUGCGGUACCUUUCCAAUUGAUUUAACCAAGACACGUCUCCAGAUUCAAGGCCAGACAAACGAUGCAAAUUUCAAAGAGAUUAGGUAUCGCGGCAUGCUGCACGCGUUGGUGAGGAUCGGCAGGGAGGAAGGGCUGAGAGCGCUGUAUUCAGGAAUUGCUCCAGCAAUGUUGCGCCAGGCUUCUUACGGCACCAUCAAGAUAGGCACUUACCAGAGCUUGAAGCGCUUAUUUGUUGAACGGCCAGAAGAUGAAACCCUACUGAUAAAUGUCGUUUGUGGAAUUCUCUCUGGAGUUAUAUCCUCAGCCAUUGCUAAUCCGACUGAUGUUUUGAAAAUCCGGAUGCAAGCACAGAGCAACACCAUUCAAGGAGGAAUGUUCGGCAACUUCAUGAACAUCUACCAGCAAGAGGGAACCAGAGGACUGUGGAAGGGUGUGUCCCUCACUGCUCAGAGGGCAGCGAUUGUGGUCGGAGUGGAGCUGCCUGUCUAUGACAUCACCAAAAAGCACCUGAUUCUCUCUGGCCUGAUGGGGGACACUGUGUACACCCACUUCCUCUCAAGCUUCACCUGUGGCCUGGCAGGGGCCCUGGCUUCCAACCCAGUUGAUGUUGUGAGAACACGUAUGAUGAACCAAAGAGUCAUUCGAGAUGGCAGGUGCUCUGGCUACACAGGUACCUUGGAUUGCCUGCUCCAGACAUGGAAGAAUGAAGGAUUUUUUGCUCUCUACAAAGGGUUUUGGCCAAAUUGGUUGAGACUUGGUCCGUGGAAUAUCAUUUUCUUUGUGACAUACGAGCAGUUGAAGAAACUGGACUUGUGA
Messenger RNA from Elephantulus edwardii (Cape elephant shrew), 876 nucleotides. It is a transcript of the gene SLC25A30, whose product is annotated as solute carrier family 25, member 30. The transcript is spliced from 9 exons. The record is from RefSeq and is a predicted model, not a curated record. Bases 1 to 876 code for a protein of 291 amino acids. Gene Ontology annotation, biological process: mitochondrial transport. Lineage: Eukaryota; Metazoa; Chordata; Mammalia; Macroscelidea; Macroscelididae. Gene Ontology annotation, cellular component: mitochondrial membrane.